AAGACAAAAGUUCAGUUCUAUACACUUUGAUCAGUGUGCGUGGUUUGGAAUUUUGCGAAUAAGAUUUUCUGCGCCAACUUUUUCAUCCGUGAGAGUAUCUUUUCCCUCGUUUUCCGUGCAGUGUCGAGUUUUCGUGUGAACAAAGACGACCAGCAAUGGAUCUUGCCAAACUCAAGGUGGCCGACCUAAAGGCCGAGCUUGCGGCGAGAAAUUUGGAUACCAAAGGAGUGAAAGCGGUGCUACUGGAGCGCUUGAAGGAAGCGAUCGAACGCGAAACUAACGCGGCCGCCAACGUCGAUUUGACCAGCCAACAACAGUAUCUGGCACAACAGCAGCAUCAACAACAGUUGCUGCUGCAACAGCAACUGCAAGCGCAGCAGCAAUUGCAAGCGCAGCAACAGUUGCACGCCCAGCAGCAACUUUUUAUUCAACAGCAACAACUUCAGCAACAGCAGCAGCAGCAGCAGCAGCAUCAGCAACCACAGCAGCAGCAAAAUGUGAUAGUUGCUGACCCGCUGCCCCAAGAGCAGACCAUAGAGGAUUUGUCCAUGUCGAGCAAGCGAGUGGAUACACCGGUUCGGAGACGUAGUACUAGGCGUUCCAUGACACGAUCACCGUCUCCGCCGAAUAGCUCCGCGGAUAAUCCACACGCCUCGUUAAUGGGAAGUGCUCGAAAGCGAGGCCGAUCGCGAUCGAUGACAAAAUCGCCGUCUCCUCAGCGACUUACCAGCGAAACACCGUGUCUUGCAUCAGUACAGGAAGAAGAACCGGAACCAGUGGUGGAAGCAACAGAGCAGCGGUUAGAACCUACGGUAGAACCUAAAAGCGAUGACAGUGCCACCAUGGCACCUGUCGUCGAAUCACCUCCUGCUCCAUCACAUCAGGAACCGCUCGAACAAGCGGAACAACCGGAACCUGUACCGGCAUCAGUUGGGGCAAUGGAGGUUGAAGAAAGUGAAUCAAACGCACCGACCGAAGCGGCUGAAAAAUGUGAAGCAGUCAAUGAGGAGGUGUCUUUGGUCACGCCUGAAACGGCGGACACGUUGGAAGCGGAAAAGCUUUCCACACAGUCCGGAACCGAGCAAGAUUCGAAGGAAGAUGAACAGCAGGUUAAAGCUGAAGAACCUUCAAAGGCUACCGAAACAGGCGAAACGGAUGCUAAACCUGCAACAGCUUCAACUAGCGCGGAAGACACUGUUGCAAGCGAUAAAUCCCAGGCUGGAGCAACAAAAACCGAAAAGAAGUUAAACGCUCAACAACAAGCCCAGAAUAAUAUGGUUGAAUUCGUCACGGAGGAAGUUGAGCCGAAUCUGCCUACGGAAGCCGAAAAUACGUUCACGCUCAGCUGGUAUGAUUCCGAUUUGAAUUUGACCAUCGACCAUAAAGAUUUGCUGUCGGCGAAACCGCUGUCGGACGGCAUAUUUGGCCUAGUGUGGGCUGGCGUGCGUGCUAGCCGCGGUGUUACGGGCGGGAAGGUGUUCUACGAAGUAUUAGUAGUGGACGAGUUGCAACCCGCCACCAAAUCACCGCUGGUGCCGGAAGGCGAAACAUCCACACCGGAAAUUCGAAUAGGCUGGUCAACGGUGAUGGAAGGCAAACGGCAGCUUGGCGAGACGGAUCUUUCCUACGGAUAUUCCAGCUGCGGAAAAAAGGUAGUCGGUGGCAACUUUGAACAGUACGGUGUGGCGUACGGGAAGAAUGACGUGGUGGGCGUUUACUUGGAUAUGGAAGCGUCACCAUGUAUGAUGCAGUUUACGGUAAACCGUAUACGACAAGGGCCGGCGUUCGAGUUCGAAAAGGAAACGUUGGACGGCAAAGCUUUAUUCCCGCAUGUAUACGCGAAAAAUCUAUCGUUCAAAGUCAACUUUGGCACGGUGGAGGAUGGUUUUCCUCUAACUGUGAAGAAAGCACCCGCUGCUGACAAACCGGCAACCGAAACGGGCGACAAAGAUGCAAAACAAACUACCGAAUCAACAGCUGCGAAGGAGGAAGGAAAGGAAGGCGAUGCAAAGGAGGAAGACGAUUCCGUUCCGAAGGAGGAAACAAACUCGGACGAUGCCGCCAAGUUGGAGGAAGGUGUAAAAAUGGAUGAAACGGAAAAUACGGCAACCUCGACCGAUGAAUCAGCUGCCGAAAAAGUACCUUUCAAUGAAGAGUUUAAAUUCCUAGACUGCUUUAUUAAGGAGAAUGAAGCUUGCGUUGUCGACGGCUUGAAGGGACCGUCAGCUAGGGAUUGUUGCGAGCUUGUAAUGAUGAUUGGACUUCCCGGGUGUGGUAAAACAACAUGGGUACAAAACUAUCUGAAGGAAAAUCCUGACACUUCGUACACUUUACUGAGCAUCGAAAGUUUGCUAGAGAAUAUGAAGGUGUUGGGUAAAGCGCGGGAACCUUCGAAUACUCCACAGUGGCAGAAAGUGGUUGAACAACUGUCGCGUAACAUGGCACGAUUAAUCGAAAUAGCGUGCAAACGUCGAAGACACAUCCUCAUCGAUCAGACGAAUGUGUUCGCAUCCGAGCAAAAGCGACGUUUGAAAGGUUUCGGAGGAUUUAAGACACGUCGUGCUGUGGCGGUGGUACCGAAUCUGGAGGAGUAUAACCGACGGUAUGAACUAAAAGUUGCCAAAUACGGCAAGGAAGUACCUGAAACGACUCUUAAUACAAUGAAGGCAAACAUUUUUGUACCAUCGGCAGUACAAAACUGGUACACGGAAAUCGUAUUUACUGAGCUCGCAGAAACGGAAGCACAGGAAAUAAUUAAGAAGAUAAACGAGGAGGGCCGUAAAUUGUUGCCACCGCGAAGAAACCGUGCUAAUCAGUCGAACCGACAGAAGCAUAACAACAACGCCAACAGUAACUACACUUCGCGCUGGAAUCAUAAUCGUCCGCAAGGUGGUGGACAGCAGUACGGCAAGAAUCGGUAUGGUAACAAUGCGGGAGGUGGCAGUGGCGGAUACAACCGUUACGGAAACAAAUCUAACGACAACGUUGGCCAGUAUGGACAUCAUCGCUCCGGGGAUUACCGCAGCGGCAAUGGAUAUGGUCGCCGAGACGAUCAUCACCACCGUGGAGGAAGUUACGGUUCGGGAGGAAACCGGUAUGAUUCCUGGAACCGGAACAGUGGCGGUGGAGGAGGAUAUUACAACGAUCGUGGAUAUUCCAACCGUGGCUAUAAUCAACAGCAGCAGGAUCAUUCCAGUAAUCGAUAUGAUGCACGCCGUCGCGAUCGUCGGGGAUAUAACAAUGGCUCGGGAUGGAAUACACAAGGAGGUCAAUCGCAGCAAUGGAACAACAGCUACCCAAAAUCGGGCAGCUCGGAAUCCUGGUACUUAUGGUGGCAGUCCAACCUGAACAACCUGCUCGCGCCAAAUGGUAGCAAUGCGGCGGAUGGGUCAGCUGCCGCCGCCUCAUCGUCCCAGUGGAACCAGUAUGGGAAUAAUGCACAUCAAUCCUCAUCGUACGGAAACUAUAACUCGAAGGGUUCCGGCCCCGGUACAAGCAGUAUGGGUUGAAGGAAUUCGUAAACAGUCAUCGGCAGGAUAAGAACUUGCUUCCGUUCCGCAGCUCUCAGUAGGUGGUUUUACUUUUUUUUUUAAGCUAAUUGAACCUGAGACGUAAUUUUAACGUAGUAGUAUAAAUUACUUUAGUAUGUUAGAUGAAUUUUUUUUUCAUUAACAUUACGUACACACAAACACGAUCAAUUACUACUGCUUUUCCCACACACACACCAACACUUACACAAACAUAUGACAUCGUAUUCAUACGCGACAAACCUGUAGUUGGUUAUGUUUAAGGUACGUUAUGCACAUUUAAAAAAAAUCCUACAAAACACAUGGCCCGCGUUAGCAACGGACAUACAACUCACACGGAAGAUUUAGGCAAUGGUAGUGAGAUAAAUUUAAGAGCACGGAAUUUCGAUUUUAAGGUAAAGAUUCGAUCAUGGAGUCAUACGAUGGGGAUGAUAAUUUAUGUGUAAUACGUUUGUUUCCAAUACCUAAGAGAAAGCUUGAUGUUCAACAUUAGUGCGGUAAGAAACGGAUUGUGAAAGGUGUGUGAAUUUUCUUUCUCUCGUUUGGUAGACAUUUUAACGCAAUAAUGGAAGCGUUCCCUGUUUCUUGAACGUUUUUAUAUAAAGGUUUCUUUAAGGCUGGCUUUUUUAUAUUCAGUAAUAAGGAUAUAUAUAUUUUUUUUUGUAUAGUUACAACGAAUUAUGUUAAAAUGUUACACUCUUCACUCUUUUUCGUUUAGUUUUCAUAACAUGGUAAGAUUUUAUUGUUUAGUGCUAGGUGCUAACCCUUGCGAGGAAACCAAGUAAAAUAUGCACAUCCAGCGAGUGAAAAGAUUUGUUUUUUUUUCUAUUUACUUAUCGUUUUACAUUUUCAUGCCUUCACCAUUCAUCUUAAUUAACAACGUAAGAGGUAGUAUUGAGAAAAUGGCUCCAUAGGCCUUACUUUAUUAAAUAUGGUACUGAAACCGAUAGGGGGUAGAAGAAACAAAACUCACCCCUUGCAUAUUAAAUGACAGAAAUGGCUGUCCGCGAGAACAAAGAGGGACGGUUAAAGAGAAAAAUGAUCGCGAAAAAAAGAAACGGAUUAUCCUGUUUUGUUUUGCAGCAAAACGGAACUACAAAAGGGAAGAAAUUUAGUAAAAAAAAACAAACAAUUGUGUAAUACAGACACGAAAGCAGCGAUUGUAUCAAUAGAAAGUAACACAAGAUUUUGGCGUGAGUUAACCAAUUAAAUUAAAAGAAAAAAAACAAAAAAAAACAUUCUUAAACGUAUCUAUGAUUGCAAAUGACAAAACCAUGUAUAACAAAACAAAGGAGUUCGUAAAUGGAAUGCUAAACUAGUAAUAUCUAGAUUGUUUUUUUGUUUUUUUGCAAAAUGAACGAAACAAAUAAAACAUUAAAACAUGGAUCGAGUGCGAGUUCUGUGCAAAAGAUAAGGAAACCAUUUUUAUUGCCAUUUGCAAGUACAACCGAUACACAACUAAAGAAAUCUAACACCCAACUUGUCGCUAUCCACUGUCUAUACUUAAGGUACAAAUAAAUGAAAACUGUCCAUAUA
This is a messenger RNA of Anopheles funestus (African malaria mosquito), 5063 nucleotides long. RefSeq names its product heterogeneous nuclear ribonucleoprotein U-like protein 1. Lineage: Eukaryota; Metazoa; Arthropoda; Insecta; Diptera; Culicidae. The transcript is spliced from 10 exons. The record is from RefSeq and is a predicted model, not a curated record. Gene Ontology annotation, molecular function: protein binding. Bases 156 to 3509 code for a protein of 1117 amino acids.